Molecule: messenger RNA, 1125 nt
Organism: Letharia columbiana
Lineage: Eukaryota; Fungi; Ascomycota; Lecanoromycetes; Lecanorales; Parmeliaceae
Exons: 6
Coding region: 1-1125 (374 amino acids)
Biological process (GO): iron ion transmembrane transport
Cellular component (GO): plasma membrane; high-affinity iron permease complex
Molecular function (GO): ferrous iron transmembrane transporter activity
Source: RefSeq, a predicted model, not a curated record
AUGACGGUCAACGUAUUUGCUGUCCCGAUCUUCUUCAUCUGUUUCCGUGAGACACUGGAGACCAGCAUUAUUGUCUCGGUUUUGUUGGCCUUCCUGAAGCAAACUCUGGGCCAUGACAGUGAUCCCGUCACAUACAAGAGACUCAGGCGUCAGGUAUGGCUUGGCACGAUCCUGGGUCUAGUCAUUUGCAUCGUCGUUGGCGCUGGCCUGAUUGGAGCCUUCUACGGCCUGGGCAAAGACAAGUGGUCAGGCACCGAGGACAUCUGGGAGGGAUCUUUCAGCAUCUUCGCAUCCCUCGUCAUCUCCAUCAUGGGUGCUGCCCUUCUCCGCGUGUCCAAACUCCAGGACAAGUGGCGUGUCAAGCUCGCCAAAGCGCUCGAAGUCAAGGACAGCACCAAGCGACGUGGCACUCUCCGAGUCCGCUUCAAGCUCUGGUGUGAGAAGUACGCUUUGUUCAUCUUGCCCUUCAUCACCGUUCUUCGUGAAGGUCUCGAGGCUGUGGUCUUCAUUGGAGGCGUGAGCCUGGGUCUUCCUGCUGUCUCCUUUCCCCUGCCAGUGGUCACUGGCAUCGGGUCUGGUUGCUUGGUCGGAUACUUCAUCUAUAGAGGAGGCAACUUCGCUCCGAUUCAGACCUUCCUGAUCAUCUCAACUUGCUUCUUAUACCUGGUCGCUGCCGGCCUGUUCUCCAAAGCUGUCUGGGACUUCCAGAUGCACAAGUGGAAUUCGCUCACUGGCGGUGACGCAGCGGGGACUGGGUCUGGUCCGGGAAGCUACGAUAUUCGUCAAAGCGUCUGGCAUGUCAACUGCUGCAAUGCCGAGGUUAACGGUGGCGGAGGAUGGGGAAUUUUCAACGCCCUCUUCGGUUGGGAAAACAGUGCAACUUACGGCUCUGUCCUCUCGUACAACUUCUAUUGGAUUGCAGUCAUCAUCGCCUUCCUCGCAAUGCGAUAUAAUGAGAAAGAAGGUCACUGGCCAUUGAUGAAGCCCAAAACUGCCUCCUCCGAAGAGAAGGUGAGCGAUAGCAGUAGCGAAGAAGGAGUUGGCAUGGCAUAUCCCGCGAAGAGCGCCAAUGCUGAAGAUAUCCUGACAAAAAUGCGAAGUAUGGGUUCAUCGUCGCCUGCAUGA